Molecule: messenger RNA, 1605 nt
Organism: Rubroshorea leprosula
Lineage: Eukaryota; Viridiplantae; Streptophyta; Magnoliopsida; Malvales; Dipterocarpaceae
Source: the annotation of a GenBank genome assembly
CACAAAUGAUGUUUCCCAGUUCAUCAAUGGUUUCCUCAACAAUCCGACUUCUUUAAACCCUAAACCUCUCCAAGGCCGAAUUUUUGAAAUACCCAGAAGCUCUAAACCUCCCGAAAAUGUCUCUCUUUAGAACCCUCUUCUCAAGCCAAACAAAUUCUUUGCUCAAAAUUCGUAAUCCGCUGUGUAAGUCUUUAACGUUUCCUUCGUUCUUCACGAGAACCCUAAAUUCCUCUGCCCAAAUCGAUCCCGAAACAAGCAAUGAGAGGGGCAAUAACAAGAAGUCUCUCAGUGUUCUCUUUCAGCAAGCAGUGGGUUUGAGUGAGAGAACAGAUACGAGUGGAAGCGAAAGCGAAGGGCAAACUGAGAACAGUGAGUUAAAGAGGAAAUUGAAAGAAUUUGAGAGAGAUAUUAGGGGUUUGAAAGCGAAGUCGAAAGAUGGGAGCAGGGUGGGGAAGAAGAAGGAGAGGGUGGAUGACAAGGAAUCUGAGCAAGCAAGGAGAUUGAGUGAAUUGUUUGGACCGAAAAAGCAAGAUGAGGGGGUGAAACUGAGGUUAAAGGUGGAAGAACCUAGGGUCAAAAAGGAGGUUUACUUGAAGCUUUCGCCUUAUGCAGAGAUUUUCGUUAAGCAUUUGUAUGAUCAAGGGUAUUUUAACAAGGCCACUUUCUUGCGAGAUGGAAACUUAGAUUUUGGUUAUUUUGACAGUGACUAUGGCAGGGAUUAUAUCUAUCACGCAGCAGAUAAGUUUGGCAAAGAUCAUCAAGAGAUUGCAAAAAAAAAGAAGCGUAUAGCAGUGUACGCUUAUCUUCUUGUGUCUACUCUUAGCAACAACAUUUCAAAUGCGGGUUGCGUUGAGAGCAAGUAUCUAGUUUGCAGUCUUAUCCAUUGGGUAGCUACCAUACUGGUGCAAGAGCAACCGCCAGAGGGAAUCACUUAUCUUUCACAGGAUGAUGUGGAUGAGAGAGUAUUCUUAAGAUGGUUGUCAGGCAGUAAUUUGAAAGAGGUGGCUCUCUUUGGUUGCCCUUCCCUCGCUAAAAGGAGUGUUUUUGCUGCUAAGAGGUUGCGCAAAUUUUUUAAAAUUGAAGAACAAACUGUGUGUCGUAGAUGCGUAUUAAAAGAUUCUUGCAAGCUUGCAAACAAGGAUGUGUGGGGAUCUAGUGUUGUGUCUUUAAAUCUGAGUGAUGUAAUGAGGGUCAUUCUCUUGUAUGCUUUGGACAAAGCAUCUCCACAGCUCACAGUGCCUGAUAAAAUUAAGGAUUCAGUUACUUACUUGCUGAAGGAAGUUGUCAAGCUAAGUCGAACUACUUCAUUAUAAGGCUUCUUAGUACUGGUCCAUUCGUGCAAUCCCACUUUGCUGGUUUUGCCCUUGAUCUACUCUGUAGCUUCCAUCUGACCAUAUUUGACAUAAUCACAAGGUAAUAGACUAAGAAGAAAGGAUAUUCAACAUGACAGGUGAUCAAAUGCCCUUUGCCAAUGCUUGGAUCAAAAUGUGGGAAUGCAACUUUACCCGUAAAAUACAUGAUUGCAAGAUAUAAUUUAGUCAGCCUAACAUUUGCCAGUAAUUUUGAUAUGGAUGCGUUUAACUAUCCCCUUGAACUUGCACUUUG